AAGAUAUUCAUAUUUAUGAUAAAAUUUUAUUUCUCUUAUUCAUUUGUAUAUACACGAUCGUAUUAUUGAUAUUAUCUUAAUUAUCGAGAGGUUUCGCUAUUAAAUGUAAGAUGGCGGCAGCUACGGCUGCGGCGCAACGAGUCGGCGAUCGACACGGUUGUGCCAUCCAUGAUGGCUGAGACAGUUUCCGAGAUUUCGAGCACGGUGUCGUGAGUACGCGUUCCCUUUAUCGCACGUUUAAUUGCUAGUGAAGCUCAUCUCCAGAACAAAAGGAUCCCGGAAAGAAUGACAGACAGUCCAGCGGCACUCAUCGAAGGUGACCCGCAGAAGGAGAAGGAUCCCGACGCAGACAGCGAUUCUAGCGUUGCAUGUAAUUCCGUGAUCCGUGUGGCGAACCAGGCGCUUACCGUUUCGCCACAGCCGGCAGUAACGGUGGAGGGGCCGGUGUCCAAAAUGUCUCCACCAACGAACGACGUGACCAAUGGUGUGGUAGCGCCACCCAACACCCUGGCGCCCCGGGUUUCACCGACCACGAACCCGGCCCUUACCACCAUCAACCCGCCAACGCACAAGCGGACUCCCAAGGACUUCAUCUUUGGCAAGGCGAUCGGCGAGGGAAGCUUCUCCACCGUUUACCUCGCCAAAGAUAUCCACACCGGGAAGGAGUACGCGAUCAAGGUGUGCGACAAACGUCACAUAAUCAAGGAGAAGAAGACCGAGUACGUGAAGCGAGAGAAGGAGGUGUUGAACAUGCUCGCGGGCGCGAAGCACUCGUUCGUGCGCCUGUUCUGCACCUUCCAAGACGUGGAAAGACUCUAUUUCGUAUUGUCCUACGCGAAGAACGGUGAGCUCCUGCCGUACAUCAACAAGGUUGGCUCGUUCGACAUCGAGUGUACCAAGUUCUACUCGGCGGAGAUCCUUCGUGCUCUCGAGUACCUUCACGGGCUCGGGAUCAUCCAUCGCGAUCUCAAGCCGGAGAAUAUCUUGUUGGACGAGAAGAUGCACGUGCUCAUCACCGAUUUCGGUAGCGCCAAGAUCCUCAAGGACCCGGAGACGGUGACGCAUCCCGCGGCGGACGAGUCGCAACAGCAGCAGCAGCAGCAGCAGCAACAACGCUCCAGGAGCGAGUACAUGAUAUUCCAGAAAAUCCUGAAGCUCGAGUACGAGAUCCCCGAUGGAUUUUGCGAGCUGGCGAGGUCCCUCGUCAGUCAGCUGUUGGUGCUCGAGCCGUCGCAGAGAUUGGGCGCGCAGGACGAACACGGUGCCGGUUAUCCCAGCAUAAGGGCGCAUCCGUUCUUCGAGGGUGUCGACUUCGAGACCCUCCACGAACAGACACCGCCGCCGAUAUACCCCUACCUACCCGGCACGUCGGAGAACGAGGAGCUCAGGUCGCAGUACAGGGUUCCCGAUCACCUGGAGCCCGGCCUCGACGACAAACAGCUGACGAGGCUUCUCGGUCUUGGCAUCGGCGAGGAUGAUGACGACGACGACGACGAGGACGCAACGACCGAGCGCGAGAAACCCGCGCAGACCAGCACCGUCGUAUGCGAGAAGCCGAGGAGGACCAAGAUCACCAGCGACGGUAACAUCGCCGACCUAACGCCUGAGGAGAUCAGGAACCGAUUGGAGAAGCAACGUGCCUCUAAUCAGUGGGACGGGUUCGUUGAGGGGAACUUGAUAUUGAAGCAAGGGUUCGUUAACAAAAGGAAAGGGCUCUUCGCGAGACGGAGAAUGCUUCUGCUCACUACCGGACCACACCUGUACUACGUUGAUCCUGUGAACAUGGUGCUCAAGGGGGAAAUACCCUGGAGUCCGGAGCUUAGGGUCGAGCCAAAGAGCUUCAAAAUUUUCUUCGUCCACACGCCAAACAGAACGUAUUAUCUGGAAGAUCCCGAGGGAUUCGCAUUGGAAUGGUGUAGAGCGAUAGAGAAUAUGCGAGUCCAUUAUUACGGCCUGCAGGAGUCCACCGCUUAAACAGAAGACUGAUGAACGGAAAUCGUGUUUCGGAUGGAACAGAGCGAAUGAACGUUUCACCGAUUACGGUAAUCACAAUGUCCGCGAGAUUCGAUCGCGGAUAUAUCAUUAUCCGUUCGUGGCCAGAGGAGGCGUUCGUAUAGAUCGUUUGUUAGCGUUGUAACUCGGCGUUGGGAGGAGGAGGGAUACAUUCUAGGAUAGGGUUAGCGUUCUUCUAACGCUUUCGAAGCGUUAUGUACAGUUUAGGAAAAAUUUUCUAGGUAAAAAUUUAAUGUGUCGGCGGCCCUCUGAUCAAGCUCAAGAGGGAUACGUCUCACGAGAGGAGAAGAAAAAGCGUAUCGAAAUCGUGCAGUUAUCCAUUUUUUUUUUUUUUUUCACUAAUUGUAUUGUUUUUCUAUUUAUUGUCUUGAACUCGGAUGAACUUGAUAAAAAAGGCUGCACGGCGUCUUUUAGCACGUGAAUUACACAGGGAAAUAGCGAAAUUUGUAGCCAAGGUUUUUAGCUGUGUAUAUAUUCAUUCGCACAGCGUUUGAGCGCCGCGAGUGACGUAACGUUAGUGAUCGAGGUCGCCUGAUCCUUACUUUCGUUAUAGAGAAAGGAAAAUAAAACUGUUCUUCAUCCGCGCGAAUUUCGUUAAAUAUUCACGAUACGCAAUCGAAACAUCACAAUCAAAAUUUUAAUCGGGUUAAGCCGAUGCUUCGUAAAUAUUUAAGAAAAGAAACGAGGAAAAAUAGUGUACCUGGUUGGACUAUAAUGGAACGGAGAUUAAUAUAGAUUAAGAUAGUGAAUGAAAAUCAGGCGUGCAUCGAUCACACGCGUUUAUAUCAUAAUAGCAGCGUGUAGUAAUUUUGUUCCAAAUAUAGUCAAAAUUAAAUAUAGAAAAAUUACAGGCGAGUUUUUUAGAAAAGAGAGAAUCGACAGCAAACGUGAGAGAGCAUGUAAAUUCGUAUGAUAGUUAAUCUGCUCGCUGUCGAUUUAUCAACAAAUCUAGAAUGUCAAUUUAUAUAGUCGAAGUUAAUCAAAAAAAAAAGAAAAAAAAAAAAGGAAAAAAAAA
Apis dorsata (giant honeybee) is the source of this 3028-nucleotide messenger RNA. It is a transcript of the gene Pdk1, whose product is annotated as 3-phosphoinositide-dependent protein kinase 1. Lineage: Eukaryota; Metazoa; Arthropoda; Insecta; Hymenoptera; Apidae. The transcript has 7 exons. Bases 286 to 1974 code for a protein of 562 amino acids. Gene Ontology annotation, molecular function: ATP binding; protein serine/threonine kinase activity. Gene Ontology annotation, biological process: intracellular signal transduction; peptidyl-serine phosphorylation. The record is from RefSeq and is a predicted model, not a curated record.